GUGCGCUCUGCUGGCUCAGCAUCCGCGAGAAGAGCUGAGUGUGGCUGGCUGCCGGCGUGGUUGAGCGGGUUGCAGCAGAACCAGCCGAAGCAGCCCCGUGGGCCUUCCUGCUCCCGGUGCCCCCGAGAAGAUGUCCCUUUCCCAAAAGCUCACCUUGGACAAGGUAGAUGUGAAGGGAAAGCGGGUUGUCAUGAGGGUGGACUUCAAUGUGCCCAUGAAGAACAACCAGAUCACCAACAACCAGAGGAUCAAGGCUGCCAUCCCUAGCAUCAAGUACUGCCUGGAUCAUGGCUGCAAGUCGGUUGUGCUCUUGAGCCACCUGGGCCGCCCCGAUGGCAUUCCCAUGCCAGACAAAUUCUCUUUGGAGCCUGUGGCGGCCGAGCUCAGAUCCUUACUUGGCAAAAAUGUUGAGUUCCUGAAGGACUGUGUGGGACCUGAUGUGGAGAAAGCCUGUGCAAACCCUGCUCAUGGUUCUGUGUUCCUGCUGGAGAAUCUCCGCUUCCAUGUGGAAGAGGAAGGAAAAGGCAAAGAUGCAUCUGGGGCAAAGAUCACUGCAGAUCCAGCCCAAGUAGAAGCUUUCCGGGCUUCCCUUUCCAAGCUGGGGGAUGUCUAUGUCAAUGAUGCUUUUGGCACUGCUCACCGGGCCCACAGCUCCAUGGUUGGAGUCAAUCUUCCCCAGAGAGCAUGUGGUUUCCUAAUGAAGAAGGAGCUAGAGUAUUUUGCUAAAGCCCUGGAGAACCCAGUGCGACCUUUCUUGGCCAUCUUGGGUGGAGCUAAAGUUGCAGACAAGAUUCAGCUGAUCAAUAACAUGCUAGAUAAAGUCUGUGAAAUGAUAAUUGGUGGUGGGAUGGCUUUCACUUUCCUUAAGGUUGUCUCCAACAUGGAGAUUGGCAAUUCUCUAUUUGAUGAAGAGGGAUCCAAGAUUGUUAAAGACCUGAUGGCUAAGGCUGAGAAGAAGGGCGUGAAGAUAACCCUACCUGUUGACUUUGUCACUGCAGAUAAAUUUGAUGAGCAUGCCAAUGCUGGUGAAGCCACCGUGCAGUCUGGCAUACCUGCUGGAUGGAUGGGUUUGGACUGUGGUCCUGAAAGCAGCAAGAAAUUUGCUGAAGUUGUGGCCCGGGCCAAGCUAAUUGUGUGGAAUGGCCCUGUUGGAGUGUUUGAGUGGGAAACCUUUGCACAGGGAACAAAAAAGCUAAUGAACAAUGUUGUAGAGGCCACCACUAAAGGCUGCAUCACAAUCAUAGGUGGUGGGGAUACUGCCACUUGCUGUGCCAAAUGGAACACUGAAGAUAAGGUCAGCCAUGUGAGCACUGGGGGUGGUGCCAGUCUAGAGCUUCUGGAAGGCAAAGUCCUCCCUGGGGUGGCUGCCCUAAGCAAUAUCUAAUGGAUGGAGUUUUCCACCUAUUGGUUCCUAUAAAAAGUCCUUAAGACUGUGGGGCUGUACUUUAAUUUCUUUGGUGUUUCUAAAUAUGUCUUUGUGGUUUGUAGAAUGUAUAUGUAUAUUUUGACCUUACAAAGUUAAAAGAAAGUAAAAACAAAUGUUGACUAUGUUCUCUUUUAUCUUUUGAAAUAUGUUGUACCAUUCAGCUUUGUUGGUAUAUUAGUGACUUUUUGUCACUGUAGUAUGAAAACAAAAUAAAACCUUGUUUUUUCCCCA
Vombatus ursinus (common wombat) is the source of this 1657-nucleotide messenger RNA. Its product is annotated as phosphoglycerate kinase 1-like. Gene Ontology annotation, molecular function: ATP binding; phosphoglycerate kinase activity; ADP binding. NCBI's taxonomy places the organism in Eukaryota, Metazoa, Chordata, Mammalia, Diprotodontia, Vombatidae. The record is from RefSeq and is a predicted model, not a curated record. The transcript has 2 exons. Gene Ontology annotation, biological process: gluconeogenesis; glycolytic process. Bases 131 to 1384 code for a protein of 417 amino acids. Gene Ontology annotation, cellular component: cytosol.